GAUAUUAUAACUGAUCAUAAUACUUUAUAGUUACACAACAAAUGUUGUAUUGACACAUUUUUAAUAAUAUAAUAUUUUAAAAAACGUUUAAAUUUUAAAUUUAUAAAAUUAAAUUCUCUGAAGAAAAACAAUAUGAAUGAAUAUGAACGAGUUAACAUGAUGGAAGAUAAGCGUUGGACAAAUAUUUUGAAAUGUGACAUUAUGGAAAAUACUACACUAUUGGGAGAUGCAGAACACCGCGAUCGUAUGGCUGGAUUGGAUGUCAAAUUAAAAAAUGAAAAUAAUCAUAUUCACGAAUUAAAAAACAAUAUUAAAAAAUGUUAUGUACAAUUUAAAGAGGUAAAUGAAGACUUUAAAGAUCUCAUUUUAUCAGAUGCUGGAAGUAAGGUUUUUUUGGAAAGAUACAGAUAUUUACAUCCAGAUAAAAUAAAAUCAAGCAUAAAUAAUUCUAUACACACAAUUACUAAAGUAUCAAAUGCACGAGUUGAGCAAUUUAAAACAGCAAUAAAAAAUUUGGAAGAUAUAGAAAGACGUCCAAACCCACAGAAAGGUGAACAGCACUAUAUCAAAAAACGUAAAAUGGAAAAAACAAUGGGAAAAAUUGUAAAUAAAGUUAAGAAAAUUGCGUUGGUUGACUUUACUAAAAGAAAGACCAAAAGCAUGGUAAAUGAUGUUAAACAAAAUUUAAUCAAGUACGAUACUGUGAUAGAACAAUUACAAACCGACGCUAAAGCAAUGGCUAUGGUCAUUAUGAAAGAAAUUGAAACUGGUACAAACUUCAAUGAAGACACAGCAAAUUAUAUUAAAACUUAUUUUGCCGAGAAGGAUGCAAAAGAAAAAUCUAUCGGUAAAAACACAUCUUACCUCGACAAAUUAAAUUCAAUAAUGGAUUCAAUGGAAUAUAGUAGGAAAACACUAAUGCAAGAGAAACCACCCACACAAAUUGAAAAAACAUUUUAUUCGAAACUUCCGUGGAAUAAUGAUACAUCUGACAAAAAAUCACAUCCAGAUAAUACUAUUGUUGAACAUGCUGUAAAAAAUAAAAAAGCAAAAAGAAAGAACAAUUGGUGUAAUAAUAUUUCACAAUUUGGAAUAAUGUACUAUGUCCAUCAAAAUGAAAAAACUAAAUUUUUGAACAAUUUAAAAAAUAAUAUUGAUGUUGCAUCUGCCGAUUAUAAAUUUCCUGAAAAUAUCCUUGAUUAUGUAACACUUGGUGAUAUUCAACCAACAAAUGAUGAGUUGGCCGCUAAUUACAUAAUAAAACAAACAGGAUAUAAUGGUUUAGAAGAAUUAAUAAAAUAUGUCGAGAGCACUAAAAAUGAUUUAAUGAAUUUAAGCAAAUUAACAACUUUAAGAACAACUUUACAGAAUUUAUUAUUCAAGGAAAGGUUAUAUAAAAAAGAAACUGUAGAUAAAUUGAAACUUUUGACUAACAAAGAUAUUGAAUUCAAUAAACAAGUGGAGAUUUUCAAAACAUACAUUGAUGAUCAACAAAAAAAUAUUUUUGAGGUUGACCAAAUCAAAAUACAUUAUUUAAAAUUGUUUAAUGAUUUGUAUUUUUACGUGGACAAUAUUAAAAUUAUACUUAAAAAACUCCAUGUUACCAUUGACGAUAAUAAACAACUAUCAUUUAUCAAAAUGAAUCUUACUUCACAAGAAAAUACAUUAGACAAUACCGCCGAGGAAUUAACAACAUUAAUAGAAGAAGUAAAAUCUAUGAUUGGAGUGAUUGAUGGAAAAUUUCGUUGGUGCAAUUUAAUAAUUCCUGAUGAAUUUGAUUCCAAACAAAUGAAUUUUGCACGUGCGAUGUAUGUGUUUAAAGUUCAAGAAUACAUACACGCAGAUUUAGCAAAGAGACAAAUGAGAUUUUCUCUUUUAUUAAAACAAAAUAAAUCGACAGAUAUGCCAAAAAAAUCUGAAGAUAUCUAACUAGAGAGGAUAUGAAAAGACAAGCUGAACAAAUUGUAAAAUAUUUCAAUGAAAAAGACACGGAUAGUUCAAAAAAUAAAAGAAAACCAAUUUCUUUCAGAAAAAGUUUUAUAUAGGUAGUAUGACGUAUAAAAUCAAAAUUAAUGAUCUUUGCGACUUUGCGGGAUAUGCAAAUAAAUAAAAAUUUUAACCAGUCAACAUUUUAAUUAUAAUUAAUGUUCAAAUUAA
Messenger RNA from Aphis gossypii (cotton aphid), 2157 nucleotides. RefSeq lists its product as uncharacterized. The transcript has 3 exons. The coding region runs from base 133 to 1929 and encodes 598 amino acids. NCBI's taxonomy places the organism in Eukaryota, Metazoa, Arthropoda, Insecta, Hemiptera, Aphididae. The record is from RefSeq and is a predicted model, not a curated record.